Bufo gargarizans (Asiatic toad) is the source of this 4385-nucleotide messenger RNA. RefSeq names its product VPS35 retromer complex component (gene VPS35). Lineage: Eukaryota; Metazoa; Chordata; Amphibia; Anura; Bufonidae. The transcript is spliced from 17 exons. The record is from RefSeq and is a predicted model, not a curated record. Gene Ontology annotation, cellular component: retromer complex; retromer, cargo-selective complex; late endosome. Bases 90 to 2480 code for a protein of 796 amino acids. Gene Ontology annotation, biological process: intracellular protein transport; retrograde transport, endosome to Golgi.
GAAGCUGGCCAAUGACCUGCCCGGUAUUUCAGAGGAAGGCGGGGCCGUGCCUGUAAGGUCACAUGACUGGAAGCAGAAGCUGAGGCAUCAUGCCAACCACACAGCAAUCCCCUCAGGAUGAACAGGAAAAACUUUUGGAUGAGGCGGUCCAAGCAGUGAAAGUUCAGUCCUUCCAGAUGAAGAGAUGUCUGGACAAGAACAAGUUGAUGGAUGCUCUGAAGCACGCCUCCAACAUGCUGGGAGAACUCCGCACCUCCAUGCUGUCUCCGAAGAGUUACUAUGAGCUUUACAUGGCCAUCUCCGACGAACUCCAUUACCUGGAGGUGUAUCUGACGGACGAGUUUGCCAAAGGCAGGAAAGUAGCCGACCUAUACGAACUGGUCCAGUAUGCCGGGAACAUAAUCCCCAGGCUUUAUCUGCUGAUCACUGUUGGCGUCGUCUACGUGAAAUCCUUUUCCCAGUCAAGGAAAGACAUCCUGAAGGAUAUGGUGGAGAUGUGCCGCGGGGUCCAGCAUCCGCUAAGAGGGCUGUUUCUACGUAAUUACCUCCUGCAGUGCACCCGGAAUAUCCUCCCAGACGAAGGAGAACCAGUCCACGAGGAAGUUACAGGUGACAUCAGCGACUCCAUGGAUUUCGUACUGCUGAAUUUCGCUGAAAUGAACAAGCUAUGGGUGCGAAUGCAGCACCAGGGCCACAGCCGGGACAAAGAGAAGAGGGAGCGGGAGAGGCAGGAACUGCGGAUUCUGGUGGGAACCAACUUAGUCCGACUCAGUCAGCUGGAGGGAGUCAAUGUGGAACGGUACAAGCAGAUUGUGCUCCCUGGGAUCCUGGAGCAGGUUGUGAACUGCAGAGAUGCGCUGGCACAGGAAUACCUCAUGGAAUGUAUCAUACAGGUUUUCCCAGAUGAAUUUCAUCUCCAGACACUGAACCCUUUCCUUCGCGCUUGUGCAGAGCUCCACCAAAAUGUGAACGUGAAAAACAUAAUCAUCGCUUUAAUCGACAGGUUAGCCCUGUUCGCACAUCGAGAAGAUGGACCUGGGAUCCCAUCAGACAUAAAACUCUUUGACAUUUUCUCACAGCAGGUGGCCACAGUCAUACAGUCUCGGCAGGACAUGCCCUCAGAAGACGUUGUGUCCCUGCAAGUGUCUCUCAUUAACUUGGCGAUGAAGUGCUACCCUGACCGGGUGGAUUAUGUGGACAAAGUGCUGGAGACGACGGUGGAGAUCUUCAACAAGCUCAACCUUGAACACAUCGCCACAAGCAGCGCCGUCUCUAAGGAGCUGACCCGACUUCUGAAGAUACCGGUGGACACUUACAACAACAUCCUGACGGUGCUGAAGCUCAAGCAUUUUUAUCCGCUCUUCGAGUACUUUGACUACGAGUCCAGGAAGAGCAUGAGCUGCUACGUGCUGAGCAGCGCUCUGGAUUACAGCACCGAGAUCGGCUCUCAGGAUCAGGUGGAUGCCAUCAUGAUGUUGGUAUCGACGCUCAUCCAGGACCAGCCAGACCAGCCAGCCGAAGACCCUGACCCUGAAGACUUUGCUGAUGAGCAGGGGCUCGUGGGCAGGUUCAUUCACCUUCUGAGGUCAGAUGACCCCGAUCAGCAGUACCUGAUCCUGAACAUGGCUCGAAAGCAUUUUGGGGCUGGUGGGAACCAGAGAAUCCGCUACACAUUACCGCCCCUGGUGUUCGCAGCGUAUCAGCUCGCUUUCCUAUACAAAGAAAACGCCAAAGCAGACGACAAGUGGGAUAAGAAGUGUCAGAAGAUCUUCUCCUUCGCCCACCAGACGAUCAGCGCCUUGAUUAAAGCCGAAUUGGCAGAGUUGCCCCUAAGACUGUUCCUUCAAGGCGCUUUGGCAGCUGGAGAAAUUGGAUUUGAAAACCACGAGACGGUGGCCUAUGAGUUUAUGUCUCAGGCGUUUUCACUGUACGAAGACGAGAUCAGCGACUCCAAGGCGCAGCUGGCGGCCAUCACCCUAAUCAUUGGGACCUUUGAGAAGAUGAAAUGCUUCAGCGAAGAAAACCACGAGCCUCUGCGGACACAGAGCGCGCUCGCUGCCUCCAAGCUGCUGAAGAAGCCGGAUCAGUGCCGGGCUGUGAGCACCUCCGCUCAUCUCUUCUGGUCGGGACGCAACACGGAUAAGAACGGCGAAGAGAUUCACAGCGGCAAACGGGUCAUGGAGUGUCUGAAGAAGGCGCUGAAGAUCGCUAAUCAGUGCAUGGAUCCCUCCCUUCAAGUGCAGCUCUUCAUAGAAAUUCUCAACAGAUACAUCUACUUCUACGAGAAGGAAAAUGAAGCGGUCACCGUUCAGGUACUGAACCAGCUGAUCCAGAAGAUCCGUGAAGACCUUCCCAACCUGGAGGCCAGCGAGGAGACUGAGCAGAUAAACAAGCACUUUCACAACACCCUGGAACAUUUACGUCUACGGAAGGAAUCGCCGGAAGCCGAAGGUCCCGUCUACGAGGGUCUCGUUCUGUGAACCCCAUUCAUCCCGUCCGUCACCCCCUCCCCCAUCCUUUUCUGUUAUUCCACUGCGAUUUUUAUUCUAUAAAUUCUGUUAUUGUUUUUCCCCUUUGGUGAUAGUUUGUGCCUUUUGGAAAUGCCAAGUAUUAAAAAGAUCAUCCACAUCAUUUCUGACGGUGACCAUGAAGGUGCGGUGCGCAGCUUGCCUAGAUAUCCCACCGCUCUCAUCCUAUUGACCCCCAUUCUAUUUUCAGCCUCUUUGCUGACUACUUUCACCCCAAUAUAAGGGAGAACCCCAGUAUCUUAAAGUCAUUGCCCACUUUUUAACAUCCUGUCUAUCCAAUAGCUUUGCUAAUACCGAACCUCCAAAUGCUCUGCAGAGUCGUAACAACAUGAUUACAUUCUGGCUGCCACCACUAGAGGGCGCUCAGUGCAUACUGAUCGCUUUUCUGCACGUUUUUAUUUUUUGUAGUUUAAAAAAUUUCAGUUACUAAAAAUUCAAUGAGUGGCCUAGAAAUUUUAGAAAUCUAACAACCGAACCGGCUGACCAUCUAGUGUACUUAAGAGUUGGCCUGACCCUACUUCCGUAACAGAUGCUGGAGGCAGGGAGGUUACAUUUCAACAUGUCUGAUCCUUGUAUUCUCAAGGGAGAUAAGUUGCCACCAGAGGAGUCUCACAGCGGCUCGCCUCUAAAUAUUGAGAAGACAUGCAUGCUUGGCCAAGCUGAGGGUGCAUGUGUAUGGGUGAGCAAGCGUUCUAAGUUGUAUGCCAGAUUAAAGUGCGCCUAAACGUUCAGAAAACUGUAGACAGGUUUUGAUUGGUUGAGAUCCGGACGCUGAGACCCCACAGAUCGCUGAGGGGUAGAAGCUGUGAACUGUGUGUGUGUGUGGGUUCAUAGAGUUUCUAUAAGGCGGUGCACCAUAACAGACGGUGUUAUUCUGGAGCUCAGUGUAUAAUGUAUGCAGUAAGCUGCGGAGCUCCCUCUAGUGGUGACUGCAGGCAGACAGAAUUUAUCCAGUCUUUGUCUAUGCAGGGUCUUUGGAGCUCUGUAUCAGAAAAAAUGGUCCCCAACCGUUAUAAAGAUAAUUAAGAGAUAAACUAAACUAAAAUGUUUCAGGGCAGAUAUUCCGUACAAAGAGGUUGUAUCUGUAUCUGGAAAGCUGGGUGAAUGCCAUUAUGGUCACUACAAUUCCUACAGUCCCAGACUCCUGAAUCCCAUUAUUUGCCCCCAUCUCCUAUUUCUGCAUUACAAGGGGUAUUUGCUGAACAUAGGAAGCAGAACCCGGAAUAUUCGUCACCCAGACACAGAUACAACUGCAGUAGAAACCGCUAAAAUUGAACUUUUAUUUUUUAUUUUUUGAAGGUUUGAAGACGGCUCUAAUUUUGCUAAGACGGGACUCCCUUCUUAAAGGAGUUUUCUGGAAUUUGGGAAAUAUGGACACCGCCCCCCUAAUACCUCUCCCUCUGUAGAUUUGGUUUGGAUGAGCAUGCAUGAAAGUGAAGAAGGAGAAGCAGGUUCCUCUAAUUGCUGGAUCGGUGUGGCAGCCAUAUUUCCUAAAUCCCAGCUCUGUCCCCCUGUGGAGUUUACUGGGUGACUGUGCGAUAGUUUUAUUUUCACACAUCCCCCCCCCCCCCCCCUUUUUAUUUUUUUAUGCAGCCCCCGUUCAUUUCGGCUCGUCUCGGAGCAUACCUUGGGACUUAUACAAUUCAGGAAGUUUUCUUUUAGUGAGCGGGGUUCUGUGUUGUCCAGCGAGGACCAGUGACGUGCGCAGAGCUCCUGUAUCAUCCACGUUCGACAUCUGUGACCGUCUAUAUAGUGUAUGUAUAACCAGUCUUGUAAAUUUAGAUAUAAAUGCCGUAUGCACAUGUAUUCAGUCUCAUGAUUUGCACCCGUGGCAAAAUAAAAUGACUAUUAACCGUU